Molecule: messenger RNA, 555 nt
Organism: Rotaria sp. Silwood2
Lineage: Eukaryota; Metazoa; Rotifera; Eurotatoria; Philodinida; Philodinidae
Source: the annotation of a GenBank genome assembly
AUGUAUUUUCAACAAAAAUGGGAAACAGAAUAUGGUGCUUCUUCUAAUCAAUGGUUUAUUUCAUUUAUUAAAAAAUAUCAAAAUGGAGAAAAUCAUAAUAUAUAUGAACGUAUUUUAACUUGUACAGCUGAGUAUGGAAACACUUAUAUGAAAAAUUGUCCAAUAUUAUCAAUUAUUUUACAACUUCUGUUCGAAUUUAUUGAUGAUAAGUAUUUGAAAGAAACAAAUAUUUUCGAUGAUCUAUGGUUCACAAUAACUAUUAAUGGUUUAAAAUCAAUAACAAAAUAUUCUGACUAUAUUAUUGAAGACGUAAUGAAUGAACAAUUAAAUAAAAGUCAGUCAACAUUAUUUCAAGCAUUACGUGAAUAUUAUCGUCAAGCAGUAUUUUUAAAACUUCAACAAAGUUAUAUUUUAGAUGAGCAAAAUUUGUAUGAUUUAGUAUUAGAUAAUGUUACUGAACAUGGUUGGUUAGUAGGUUUACAAGAAAUUCGAAACAAGAUCCCAUGGAAAUCUUAUAAUAGAUUAUUAGAAAACGUUUCAUGUUUUCUAAAAUAA